This is a messenger RNA of Exophiala xenobiotica, 2938 nucleotides long. RefSeq lists its product as uncharacterized. Bases 1 to 2466 code for a protein of 821 amino acids. Gene Ontology annotation, cellular component: Mcs4 RR-MAPKKK complex. The record is from RefSeq and is a predicted model, not a curated record. Gene Ontology annotation, molecular function: phosphorelay response regulator activity; protein kinase activator activity. NCBI's taxonomy places the organism in Eukaryota, Fungi, Ascomycota, Eurotiomycetes, Chaetothyriales, Herpotrichiellaceae. Gene Ontology annotation, biological process: osmosensory signaling via phosphorelay pathway. The transcript has 3 exons.
AUGCCCUUAUCUAGAACUCGGUCGCUGUUCCGAAGUUUGAGCGCCGGUAACGUCCACUCCGACGCAAACACCAGUCCCAAGGCCUUCAGCGGCAGCGCCAACGCCAGCACCAAAUCUAGUGACCACGAAGGCAACGCCAGUAGCAACCUUCUAGGCUCGACCUUCAGCUUCACUCUGCCAACAUUGUCAUCGCUUGCGAAUAUCACCAGUCGGCGACGGAGCAGAGCGAAGUCGACAGGCAAGCGGAGAAGAGAGGGCAACGAUACGGAUACCCAUCGCCCGGAAAGCAGAGAUCGAGCCUGGCCAAGGGAGCGACUGGAGCCCAACUCCAGUGGCGAGGAAAGCCAAUGCUCCCCCAGAGAACAAUCGUCCAAUGGCAAAGACGAUGCCCAUUUGAAAGUCCCAUCAGUGCCAUCCGGUCCAGCACGAGCACGAACACCAGUACCAGCACCAGCACCAGCCACAGCUCCUCUUCACCCUCCCACUCCUCCUCCUCUCGUCCCAACCGAGCCUGAGCCUGCGCCGGCGCCUGAACCCACUUCAUUUUCCGCGAAUCCAUCUCAACUUGAUAUACCUGCAAACACCACGAGCAUCAACACCACGGUAUCUACCGGUGGUGCCGUCAACAUUUCCACCCUGAAUCCUUCGUCCACUCGACGUCCUCCCUCUACUGCCACCACAAAUCCUCCCCUCCUCGUCGUUCAGCACCCUUCUACUCCGAACGUCCCGACUCUUCCAUCUCCAUCUCCAUCAUGCCCUCGAUAUGAUUCCCCCGAAGCAAUGCAGAGAAAGAUCUGGGUGAAGCGGCCCGGCGCUUCCCCCACCAGAGUAGAGGUUGCUGAAGAUGAUCUGGUGGACAAUGUUCGCGAUGUCAUUCUACAAAAAUAUGCCAAUUCUCUCGGCCGAAGUAUCGAUGCUCCCGACAUUACGCUAAAAAUCAUCAAUCGUGAGCAAGGCAAUAAAGUUGUGCCGUCGGAACGAGCUUUAGGACCUGAAGAACCCAUUGGUAUCACCUUGGAUACAUACUAUCCCGGAGGACAGACUGUCGACGAAGCCUUGAUCAUCGAAGUGGCUACUGUACGCCGGACGCCACGACCAUCCCCUCGAAGCGGAAACCACCAAAUCUCCUACUACUACCAGGAUCACUACCGCCCUCCUGACGAUGCUCGAGAAUAUUUCCCCCCUAUGCCCCUGCACUCUCCUCAUCUCUCCAAUGUACCGCACCCAGGUGCCGUCCAACAUUCCAUGUCCGUCUUGACGACUGGUCAGCUACCGCCUUUGCCUAGUCCUGGAUCACAUGGAAGAAGACAUCCCAGACCAAAGUAUGGCCGGCAACAUACCAGCAGCCCGACGAUCUUGCAUACCGUGCAGCCCAAUGGGCAAGUCCUUGAGCCCAAAUCGCAGAUGAAUGGCACCAUUCCCACAGCUCCGCCUCUUCCCACUUCUCCGACGCUGGGUGACCACAAACCCUCGAUAAGCCCUCCGAACCGGGUAUCAUCCCCCCUCCCUGGACAAAAGCAAAGGAAAAGGAAGAACCCCGUCACAAACCGUUCAGCCAAUGGUGAUCCUCCUCCGCCUUCGACCAAACCCGCAUCGGCAGCUUUGUUGGAUGGUACUGUGCCACCCAUUAAUGUGUUGCUGGUGGAGGACAACGUCAUCAACCUGAAAUUGCUGGAAGCUUUCAUGAAAAGGCUCAAAGUGAGGUGGCAGUCUGCGAUGAACGGGAAAGAGGCUGUGGCUAUGUGGAGGAAGGGCGGGUUUCAUCUCGUCUUGAUGGAUAUCCAGCUACCAGUCAUGAACGGUCUGGAAGCUACAAAAGAGAUCCGACGGCUUGAAGCUGUCAAUGGAAUUGGCGUAUUCGGUGGCAGUCCCAUUGAGACUCAUCCAAAAGCACCCACCACGAACGGAGCUCCCGAAGAAGCUGACGCUUUACAUGAUCGAAAUUUGUUCAAGAGUCCGGUCAUUAUUGUAGCACUGACCGCGAGCAGUCUACAGAGUGACAGGCAUGAAGCAUUGGCCGCAGGGUGUAAUGACUUCUUGACCAAGCCCGUCAAUUUUGUAUGGAUGGAGCGUAAAGUCACGGAAUGGGGAUGCAUGCAAGCGUUGAUCGACUUUGAUGGAUGGAGAAAAUGGAAGCAGUACGCCCAGGAGAAAGCUCAAGAAGAUCCAGCCAAGAAGGCCGCUGAAGAGAAGGAGGAGAAAGCGAAAGCUAAAGCUGCCCUCAAAGCUAUGUUUUCCCGACCUCCACCUGGCACGAAGAAGGAUAGCGAGGAAAGUCUGGAUUCCCCAGGCACAGCAGAUGGUGUCACUACCCCAGCGCCAAAUGGCCCGUCAAAGAAAGCCGUCAGUCCUAGUUCGAGUGGUGGGGGAGUUCCGUCGAGAGGCCCAAAGACUAAUCGAAAUAUUGUCAAUGGUGGGAGAGGGAGCCUGGAGAGCAUGGCUGAAGAGCAUGGAGAGGGUUCAUGACAGCAAUUCACAGUGGCACAUCGAAGAAAGACAUGAUCGGUACUGGACACCUCAACAACACGGUUCCACAGGAUGGAGAAGCGCCUCUGCAAGGACGGCGAUUGUGUUGGGUGCGUGAUAGAUGUGGCUCCCGAGGACGAGAAGUGGCUUUGUCGUCUUGUGUUUCUGGUUUGGGGCAUUGCAGCGAGCAUUCUAUCGGGCGUCGAACACACACCUGGGAAUAUUAUGUGGGCUGGCUUCAUUUCCUAUGUGUAUGGGGACAGCCGAAUGUACUUUUUCAGGAUGUCGAGGAAACGACAUCUAUUGGUUCUUGGAGCGGAGGAUUCACACAGUUGCUGUGUCGCGCGACACUUGAGAAUAAUUUGCAAGAAAUGCCGGAGCAUAUCCAUCCGCUUUCGACGUCCCUAUUGAUCAUGCAAAGCCUCACUUAUCUUUGCUCCAUAUCCAGGCGGCGUCGCAGAGCUGGAACGAC